AUGUCUUCCUCCAGAAUUUUCAUCAAGGGCCUGCCUCCCAACAUCACCGAGGCAGAGUUCCGUAAGCAUUUUUCUGCUAAAAACCGAGAGAUCACAGAUGUCAAGCUGAUCCCCCAACGUCGGAUCGGAUAUGUGGGCUACAAGAGCGCGGAUGAUGCGACAAGUGCUGUCAAGUACUUCAAUCGAUCAUACAUUCGCAUGUCUAAGAUAUCGGUCGAGACUGCCCGACCUAUCUCAGACCCAGCCUUGAGCAAAGGACACAAUGCUUCCCGCAUACUCGGAGCGCCGGAAGCCCAAGCCCAAAGCGCUCCGCGGACAAAGUCUGAUCAUGACGUGAACCCGAAGAAGCGGAAGCGAGAGGAACAGGAAACAUCUGAUCCAAAGCUGCGAGAGUUCCUGCAGGUCAUGAGGUCCGGAAGGGAAGGUGCCAUUGCGGAUGACUCAAAUGCCCCAGCCGGGACAGAUCAUAUGCUUGGUUCGGGAGACGUCGCUGUUCCAGACGAAGAGAGUGAUGACGAGUACGAACAAAUCCCAUCGAGAAAAGAGAAAUCGAGAAGGAUAGAACCCCAUCAAGCCAAGUCGGACCAAGUAGCCCAACAACCACCACUCAGGGAUGAGAAAAUUCACCACGAUGAUACGCCUCAGGACACUGGUGAGAUCAAAGCUGAGCAAAUUGAUUCAGACAUGACUGGUCAAAAUCCAGAGCCGACUGGCGCAACAGACGACGAUUGGUUGCGAUCCCGGACCAACAGGUUGCUGGAUCUAGUUGACCCUGACGACCUCGACUCCGGAGCAGCGCCAAGCCCCGUAGAUGAUACCACAAAGCAAGACACAGAGGACGACAGACUAUCGUUGCAUUCCUCCGACGGGGUGACACCUGACACAACUGCUCCAGUGGCGACGAGUAGCGAAACAGCAACUGAAGGCGCUGUCGACGCUAUCUCUCGCACGUCUCGGCUUUUCGUCCGGAACCUGCCAUACAGCGCCACUGAAGAAGAUCUUCGGGAAGCGUUUGAUGAGUUUGGGACACUCCAAGAGGUCCAUCUGCCCGUAAGUGCUGCUGGGGCAACAAAGGGAUUUGCUUUGAUACUCUUCGCAGAUCCAUCGGACGCGGUGAAGGCAUUCCAGACAAUGGAUGGGGCAACGUUUCAAGGGCGAAUCCUCCACAUCAUUCCAGCCAGCGCAAAACGGGAGCAGGGAUUGGAUGAAUUUGGGAUUUCCAAGCUACCUCUGAAGAGACAAAACAUGAUACGUAAGAAAGCCGAGGCAGCUUCCAGCAGCUUCAAUUGGAACUCCCUCUACAUGAGCCAGGAUGCUGUCAACGCCUCUGUUGCCAGCCGGCUUGGUGUCUCAAAAUCCGAGCUGCUCGAUCCUACAUCGGCUGAUGCCGCCAUCAAGCAGGCGAUUGCGGAGACCACUGUAAUCCAAGAAACCAAGGCCUACUUCGCCGCAAAUGGUGUGGACCUGGAAGCGUUCAAAUCGCAACGGCGGGGUGAUACCACCAUCUUGGUAAAAAACUUUCCCUAUGGAACUACGAUGGAGGAGCUCAGAAAAAUGUUUGAGGAGCAUGGUCAGGUCCUCAAAGUGCUAAUGCCUCCCACUGGGACCAUUGCCAUUGUGCAGUUUGCACAAUCGAAUCACGCAAAAGCCGCUUUCGGUAAGGUUGCGUACAGGCGAAUCAAAGACAGUGUGCUCUUCUUGGAGAAGGGACCCAAAGAUUUGAUCCGAGAGGAUGUGUCGGGAUCGGCACAGGCAGGCAAAGUGACAACGGACCAACAGGCAACAGGGGUGCAAAAGCUUAGUGUCAACGACUUGUUGUCCAGCGGCGAUAAGGCAGAAGAGGUGGAAACGACCUCUCUGUUUAUCCGCAAUUUAAACUUCACCACAACCACUAGCAGGCUGGCGGAAGCUUUCGAAUCCCUCGACGGAUUCGUGUCAGCCAGGGUUAAGACGAAGAUGGAUCCCAAGAAACCCGGACAGACACUGAGUAUGGGUUUUGGGUUUGCAGAGUUUCGAUCCAAGGCCCAGGCCCAGGCAGCUCUCAAAGUCAUGGAUGGGUACGUACUGGAUGGCCACACUCUGGGCGUGAAGGCGUCGCACAAGGGCCAGGAUGCGGCCGAAGAAAGACGGCGGGAAGAUCGAGCAAAGAAGUCAGCGGCGCAGAGGACCAAGAUCAUCAUUAAGAACUUGCCCUUCCAAGCCACAAAGAAGGAUGUCCGGUCACUGUUCGGGACCUACGGCCAGCUUAGAUCUGUCCGCGUUCCAAAGAAGGCAGACUUUACCGCAAGAGGCUUUGCAUUUGCCGAUUUUGUCACUCCUCGAGAAGCGGAGAACGCGCUAAAUGCGCUCAAGGACACUCAUCUUCUCGGCCGCCGGCUAGUGCUAGACUUUGCGGAAGCCGAAGCCGUUGAUGCUGAGGAAGAAAUCGAAAAGAUGCAGCGCAAAGUAGGGGGACAAGUCAAUAAAGUAGCCCUUCAGAAGCUUACAGGCGGAGGGAGGAAAAAGGUCAAUAUUGGUAACGACGGGGAGGAUGAACUUGACGGUUAA
Pochonia chlamydosporia 170 is the source of this 2547-nucleotide messenger RNA. Its product is annotated as multiple RNA-binding domain-containing protein 1. Bases 1 to 2547 code for a protein of 848 amino acids. The transcript has 3 exons. Gene Ontology annotation, molecular function: RNA binding. Lineage: Eukaryota; Fungi; Ascomycota; Sordariomycetes; Hypocreales; Clavicipitaceae. The record is from RefSeq and is a predicted model, not a curated record.